Molecule: messenger RNA, 774 nt
Organism: Huiozyma naganishii CBS 8797
Lineage: Eukaryota; Fungi; Ascomycota; Saccharomycetes; Saccharomycetales; Saccharomycetaceae
Gene: ATO3
Product: putative ammonium permease ATO3
Exons: 1
Coding region: 1-774 (257 amino acids)
Cellular component (GO): plasma membrane
Molecular function (GO): acetate transmembrane transporter activity
Source: RefSeq, a predicted model, not a curated record
AUGAGCACUUCAUCGUCUAUACAGAAGACCAACACGAUUGAGAAGGACAGUGCCAAAAAUGUCGAAACCGUGCUGUUCGAUCAAGACUACAUCACUUUGGGUGGGCGUACCUACAGGAGGGACGACUUGCUGAACGCACUGGGGCCACAACAUGCGUCAGCGGCGUACCCGCAGUCCACACACAGGAAAUUGGCGAACCCGAUCCCCCUGGGGUUCGCCUCGUUCUCCCUCUCCUGUCUGACUCUGUCGCUGUGUAACGCUAACGUCCGCGGUGUCACUAACGUUAAAUUACUCAUCUCGUUGUUCAUGUUCUUUGGGGGCGCUAUCGAGUUGUUCGCAGGGUUGCUAUGUUUCGUGACGGCGGACACGUACGCAAUGACCGUGUUCAGCUCGUUCGGUGGGUUUUGGAUCGCAUGGGGGUGUAUCAACACAGACCAGUUCCACUCGAUCUCCGCGUACAGCGACGAUCCACAGAUGUUGAAUAAUAUCGUUGGCUUUUUCCUUGCUGGGUGGACAGUGUUCACUUUCUUGAUGCUUAUGUGCUCGUUGAAGACUUCGUGGGGGUUGUUCCUGCUGUUGACGUUUCUGGAUCUGACAUUUUUGAUGCUCUGCAUAGGAAGCUUCAUCGAUAACAACAAAGCGAAAAUGGCCGGUGGGUAUUUCGGUAUCCUGUCAAGUGUCUGUGGUUGGUACUGUCUGUACUACUGCGUCGUCACACCAGAAAACUCAUACUUCAACAUUAAACCGGCAAUGAUGCCAAACUCACCUGUAUAA